CUCUCAUACCCAUGUAGCUGACCGUCUCAACUUUUAUAGACACUUCAAACUUUCCUCCUUUGACCUACCCACCUCCAGGAGCGAUGCCUAGUUUUUCAGAAGAAAUCGCUGCUCAACUGACGCAUCACUUCGACCAACAACCACUCGCUGCCGAUACCCAGACCGUCCAGUCCUCCUCAAGCCUCGUUGCACCACUACCUUCCCUCAAACUUCCGAGUCUACCGUUACCCAAUACAUAUCAUAAUUCCAAUUCUUUCUCCAAGAUCGGCUCAGGCGAGCGUCCAUAUAGCCCUUUCUCAAGUUCAGCUUCGUUAUAUCAAAAAGACAUUGAACGGGGGCACGACUUGGAAAACUCCUUGCAGCCACACAGUGCCCGAAGUGAUUUUGCUGAAGCUAGACAAUCGAACUCAUCGAUGAGAUCCUCAGUGGAUCAGACUCAUGGAUGCUCUGUAUCCUCACCUGGAUCUGAAUUUUCGCACAAGUCUCAAAACCCAUUAACAAAUCCGAAACCCAGGUCAAAUACGCGCAUCCAAUCUAAAAGCAAAGCUCCCAGUGCCUACUCGAUUGGAUUGAUUGGGGUCACCUUUGUACAGUCUCUCGUCGUUGUGGCCAUUCUCGCCUUCGCGUGCCGCACUCUUCAAGAUUCGCGAUCAGAAAUCAGUAUCGUAUCUGCCUAUUUGAUCAUCUUUAUCAUUGCUGCAGCUUUGUCCUUCAUUUUGGUUUUGGACUCGAUCAUGUCGCAGGACGUAAUCCAGCUUAUUGCGCUUUGUGCAUUCAAUUUGUUCAUGACCUGCUAUGGUGCUGUAUUGCCCGUCCAGCUGUGGAAAGCGUUACAAGAGACCAAUAUUCCUGCUAUGAAAAAGCUUCAGGGUUGGUUGCAAGUGGUUCCGUGUGUCAUGGGCGCGUCUACGCUUCUGAUGACCAUCUUAACGAUUUCCAUCCACAAAGAGUUCGGUUGGGACAUCUAUAAGCAGAUGGGAGCAAACAUGCAACUCAAACGAGCUGGUCAAUACAGGGCCGUUUUUUCGAUCCUACAGAAAUUCAAUUCAUUUUUCUUCUUGGGUGCCAUGAUCCAAUAUGCGGUCCUCGGUCAAGACGUAGGAUGGAGAGCAGCUUUGACCUCGAUCACGGUUAUGCUGGUAUGCACAUUCAUCAUGGUUUCUGCAGCAAUAGCGAUUAGUCAAGAGAUCAGGUGGCCACUCUGGCUAUCCCACCUCGGUUCCUUUUGUAUGUUGGCGUAUGUCUCAUACCUUCUGGCCAAAGUCGUUCCCCAACCCCAAUUCUCCGCAGGCCAUCGAACCCUGCGAUUCUUCUUGAUUGUCAGCCUUCUAAGUCUGGUAUGUGUCAUGGUGGUCUCAGAGAUAUGUGCCAAAACAUUUGGGCUAGGCAUGCGUGAGCUUGGUCACCGUAAAUGGUGGAGACGUAAUGACAAUCUAAAGCUAGAACCUUUUUUUUUUCGCAACUCAUUCUUUCAUUUUAACAUGAUGGGGUUAUUUAAGAUGGAUGGGCUUGGUGUCAUAUCUUGUUGCUAAUGUCAUUUGAUUUUCGUUCUUCUUUUGCCGGGAUUGCAACUUGUCUUGUACUUAAUUCAUGUCCUCGCUAACUUCCUUCAUCCCGUGAAAUGAUUUUACCAUGUGUUCUUAGUCAAUUGCAU
Messenger RNA from Melampsora larici-populina 98AG31, 1654 nucleotides. RefSeq lists its product as uncharacterized. Gene Ontology annotation, cellular component: Golgi apparatus. Lineage: Eukaryota; Fungi; Basidiomycota; Pucciniomycetes; Pucciniales; Melampsoraceae. The transcript has 10 exons. The coding region runs from base 84 to 1532 and encodes 482 amino acids. The record is from RefSeq and is a predicted model, not a curated record.